Molecule: messenger RNA, 791 nt
Organism: Ruditapes philippinarum (Manila clam)
Lineage: Eukaryota; Metazoa; Mollusca; Bivalvia; Venerida; Veneridae
Exons: 4
Coding region: 1-666 (221 amino acids)
Source: RefSeq, a predicted model, not a curated record
AUGCGCCUGCUGGCAGCAGCAUAUUCUACUAAUGCGACCAGUGUAGACCAAAGUCAGCCGGCACUAGCCCAAGACAUUGGUAUCAGUUGUAUUGAGGACUGUACGUCUGUCAACUACAAUUCGGACACGCGCGUUUGUGAACUGACAACAUACAUUCAUGGAUUGGUGACACCUUCAACAGAAACCGACAUCAACUGGAAAGUUUAUUAUGAUGAUCGCAUCGUGCGUGCUGUUGACGAGUGGCAGGAAUCAACACACGUGCACAAUGCUAGACCUCUUGCAGCUAGCUUAGCCACGGAUGGGAACCGUGACAACAACGAUCAAGCAGAUGGUUUAUUGUACUGUGCUCACACAGCUAAUAAUUAUUCGUAUUCGGGAAUGGAAUUUGAGCGCGUUGCCAAAGUGUCCCAUGUUAUCAUCUUCUUCAGAAACUUUUCGGAAAUCAACAACAGGAAUUCGAAUUUGCAGUUACUGAUUUCCCCUACCCGACAAGAUUCAGACAACAAUAUCGGAACUAACUGCGCAUACUACGCCGGACCCCCAGCAUCGCCGUCUUUACCUGUAAAGAUCCCAUGUGCUCAGCACGUGACGGGAAAGUUUCUGAAGAUCAUCCACAACCAGGCUGACUUUCUUACCCUUUGUGAAGUAGAAGUUUACUCGGUUUAGAGAAACACUUCUGGCUAUCCACUAUAAAUUUUAAAAAAGUUAUAAAAGUUACAAAAGUUUCUUUUACAUAAGUAAAACUGUUGAAUUUCUUCUAACAGUUUUUAUUUUACGUUUGAAAAUAUGAA